Messenger RNA from Psammomys obesus (fat sand rat), 1157 nucleotides. RefSeq names its product hydroxysteroid 17-beta dehydrogenase 13 (gene Hsd17b13). NCBI's taxonomy places the organism in Eukaryota, Metazoa, Chordata, Mammalia, Rodentia, Muridae. The transcript has 6 exons. The record is from RefSeq and is a predicted model, not a curated record. Gene Ontology annotation, cellular component: lipid droplet. Gene Ontology annotation, molecular function: oxidoreductase activity, acting on the CH-OH group of donors, NAD or NADP as acceptor. Bases 212 to 1006 code for a protein of 264 amino acids.
UAAGCGGGUCCAAAGGACACCUCCUGCUGGGCUCCCUGACCUGUCAGGCUUGUGAUAGCUGGAAGCUGGCACCGAGUCAAAACCCCAGGGUGUACCUGAUUUGUCAGGGGCCACGGGGAAACCUGCCUCUCCUCCAGCAGCCCAUAAUAGCCAGCGGAGCUCUGGGGGAGCUUUGUACAGAAGCUGUGAGGGCAGGGGAGGGGGCACAGCCAUGCACCUCAUCCUGGACCUUCUCCUGCUGGCGUGCAUCGUCGUCUACUCCUACCUGGAGUCUCUGGUGAAGCUGUUCAUUCCCCGGAGGAGAAAGUCUGUGGCCGGCCAGGUCGUCCUCAUCACCGGGGCUGGGCACGGGAUAGGCAGGCUCACUGCUCAGGAGUUUGCCAAGCGGAAAAGCAGACUGGUCCUGUGGGACAUUAACAAGGUGAAAAAGGAAGUGGGUGACGUGGACAUCGUGGUAAACAAUGCCGGGGCCAUAUACCCAGCCGACCUUCUCAGCACCAAGGAUGAAGAGAUUAUCAGAACCUUUGAGGUCAACAUCCUAGGACACUUUUGGAUCGUAAAAGCACUUCUUCCAUCGAUGCUAAGAAGAAACUCGGGCCACAUUGUCACCGUGGCUUCCGUGUGUGGCCACGGAGUGAUUCCUUAUCUCAUCUCGUACUGCUCCAGCAAGUUCGCUGCUGUGGGCUUCCACAGAGCGCUGACGGCAGAGCUUGACACCUUGGGGAAAACGGGCAUCCGGACCUCAUGCCUCUGCCCCGUGUUCGUGAAUACUGGCUUCACCAAGAACCCAAGCAUGAGGCUAUGGCCUGUGUUAGAGACUGAUGAAGUCGCGAGGAGUCUGAUAGAUGGAAUACUUACCAACAAGAAAAUGAUCUUCGUCCCAUCCUAUAUCGGCAUUUCUCUGAUACUGGAAAAGUUUCUUCCUGAACGGGCCUUAAAAGCUAUAAGUCGUAUACAGAAUAUCCGAUUUGAAGCAACUGUGGGCCACAAAAGGAAAAUGAAGUAAAGCAUGCAGAGACUCGUGCACACCAAUGUCGUGAACCCAGGCUUAGCGUCGACACUUCAAAGCUUUCUCCCACGUGUCUUAAGUGCUGUGAAUGUUUUAAGUGUAGGCCUGGCACUAGCAGCCAGUGAAUAAAUAAAACUGAUUAGCUGUC